UUACGUGAUGACGCGGCAAUAAUUAAGUGGCAAAAUGGAAGAAAACUUGAGGAUAUGGACCGGAGAGUAACGGAAACUGAAAGGAGAGAGAGAAAGAAAGACCGAAAGUGUGUGUUUGAUCUCACCAUCUACUAUGUGCUGAUAUAUUAUUGCUCACAGUUUUAUGACCCUUCUCUCUCUCUCUCCGUUGGAUUCAUUCAGACUGAAAUCCAAUCACAAACCUGAUAUGCAAUCCAGGCUCUCUUUCACUGAUCCAAAUCCAAGAUGAGAACCAUCAACAACAGCGUAGACACCAUUAACGCUGCAGCCACUGCCAUCGUCUCCGCCGAGUCCCGUGUCCAGCCAAACUCCGUUCAGAAAAAAAGAUGGGGAGGCUGCUGGAGUCUCUACUGGUGUUUUGGCUUUCACAAAAAUAGCAAGCGAAUUGGUCAUGCUGUUCUUGUUCCUGAACCAGAAGUACCAGGAGGGGUAGUUCCUUCUGCUGACAAUCAAACACACUCAACUCCUGUUGCAGUUCCUUUUAUUGCUCCUCCUUCUUCUCCUGCUUCAUUCCUCCAAUCUGAUCCUCCUUCUGCCACCCAUUCACCUGCAGGAUUGCUGUCUCUUACUUCCCUUUCUAUGAAUGCCUACUCCUCCGGCGGACCUGCAUCCAUUUUUUCCAUAGGUCCCUAUGCUCAUGAAACACAGCUAGUUACACCGCCUGCAUUUUCUGCCUUCACCACUGAACCAUCCACUGCAUCUUUCACUCCGCCUCCUGAAUCUGUUCAGCUGACUACACCUUCUUCCCCAGAAGUGCCAUUUGCUCAACUCCUCGCAUCUUCUUUGGAGCGCGCUAGAAGAAGCAGUGGGUCCAAUCAAAAGUUUGCAUUAUCCCAUUAUGAAUUCCAGUCUUAUCCACUAUACCAAGGUAGCCCAGGUAGUCAAUUAAUUUCACCGGGCUCAGCAAUCUCAAAUUCAGGCACUUCUUCUCCUUUCCCAGAUAAAUACCCCAUUAUUGAGUUCCGUAUGGGCGAAGCUCCCAAGCUCUUGGGCUUUGAAUAUUUUACCACUCGUAAAUGGGGCUCAAGGUUGGGUUCUGGAUCUUUGACUCCAGAAGGAGUGGGGCUAGGUUCAAGGCUUGGUUCUGGUUCCGUGACUCCAGAUGGUGCAGGGCUGCGUUCAAGGCUUGGUUCAGGAUCUUUGACACCUGACUUUACGGGGUCUGCCUCUCGAGAGGGUUUCCUUCUGGAAAAUCAGAUUUCUGAAGUUGCAUCCCUUGCAAACUCUGAAAAUGGAUCUAAAAAUGAUGAAGCUAUAGUCGAUCACAGAGUCUCAUUCGAGUUGAGUGGUGAGGAGGUUGCACGUUGUCUUGAAAGCAAGUCAAUGCAAUCAUGUAGAACUUUCUUAGAAUGCUCACAGGACAAUAUUUCUGAAGACCACAUAAAAAAUGGGAAGAUGGCAGCGUACGGUGAAAAUUGUUUAUCUAUCAGGGAAACAUCCAAUGACUUACCUGGGAAAACUUCAGGAGAAAUGGAAGAGGAUCACUGCUAUAGAAAACAACGUUCUAUCUCUCUUGGUUCAAUCAAAGAGUUCAACUUUGAUAACUCAAAAGAAGUAUCUGAUAAGCCAACAAUCAGUUCUGAAUGGUGGGCUAAUGAAACAAUUGCUGGGAAGGAAGCUAGGCCAGCCAACAACUGGACUUUCUUCCCUUUGUUACAGCCAGAAGUUAGCUGAAAUUGAAACUAUGCAGAAAAUGAAAUACAGGUUUGCUUUACUGAAUGCCAAACCUGUAAGAUGCAAGUCUAAAGGCAAGUAUGUUUUGGAGAUAUAGUUCACCUGGUCUAGGAUCACAUGAGGAUGGGGAAUAGAUUGCACGGGUUAAAGGAAGUUAAUCUGCUGUGAUUCAAUCCACAAGUGUUAAGAAAAUAGGUUGUAGAGAUUAUUAGUGUGAGAAUUAAUAGAGCAUUCUUUUUAUAUCAUUUUUUUAAUAGUUGGAUGUUAUACGAAAAUAGCUUUUGGGUACAUUAUUGUGUUAUGGAUUGUUUUCUCGUAUCCUGUGAAUAAUUAGAAGGAAAAAUAAGUGCUUUCCUUGUACAAGAACGGAACCCGCAA
Molecule: messenger RNA, 2091 nt
Organism: Manihot esculenta (cassava)
Lineage: Eukaryota; Viridiplantae; Streptophyta; Magnoliopsida; Malpighiales; Euphorbiaceae
Exons: 2
Coding region: 265-1713 (482 amino acids)
Source: RefSeq, a predicted model, not a curated record